Beta vulgaris subsp. vulgaris (sugar beet) is the source of this 2121-nucleotide messenger RNA. RefSeq lists its product as uncharacterized. The record is from RefSeq and is a predicted model, not a curated record. The transcript has a single exon. Bases 1 to 2121 code for a protein of 706 amino acids. Gene Ontology annotation, biological process: DNA repair; telomere maintenance. Gene Ontology annotation, molecular function: DNA helicase activity. Lineage: Eukaryota; Viridiplantae; Streptophyta; Magnoliopsida; Caryophyllales; Amaranthaceae.
AUGUAUGGUGUGAGUCCAGACUUGCUAACAAGGGUACUUCAUGCCAGACUCGAGGAGUUAAAAAAGGAUGUGUUAGAAAGGAAUGUUCUCGGGAAGGUAGUUACUUAUGUAUAUGUGAUUGAAUUCCAAAAACGAGGGCUUCCACAUGUUCAUAUGUUACUAAUUCUUGACCAAAGUGACAAGCUUGCCACUCCUGAUGAUUACGAUAAAAUAGUGAGAGCAGAAAUUCCUGACCAACAACAAGAACCAGAGCUCCAUAAAAGGAUUCUUAAACACAUGAUUCACAACCCAUGUGGUGUCCAGAAUCCACGUUCACCAUGCAUGAAACAAGGGAGUUGUAAGAAGGGAUUUCCUAAGUCAUUCUCUAAUUGUACAAAGCAAGGAAAUGACUCAUAUCCCAUCUACCGUCGGCGUCAAGAUGCUCCACCUGUACCAUUACGUGAGAAUUCACGAGUAACUGUAGAUAAUCGGUGGGUAGUUCCAUAUAACCCAUGGUUGUUGAAUAAGUAUGAUUGUCACAUUAAUGUAGAGAUAUGCAGCAGCAUUAAGUGUGUCAAAUAUUUAUACAAAUACAUCCAUAAGGGUUCUGAUAGAGUUUCCAUGGAAGUUCAUAAAGGGGAUGAGAUUGCACAGUUCGUUGAUGCAAGAUGGAUUUGUGCACCUGAAGCUAUGUGGAAAUUUUACAAAUUUCCAAUGACUCGGAUGAACCCGUCGGUAGACCGUCUGCAAGUUCACUUGCCAAACAUGCACCAAGUUAGAUUCGAAGGAAACCAACCUAUCGAAAGCAUUUUGGCUGACCCAAGGAACUCCAAAACAAUGUUGACUGAAUUUUUCAAGAUGAAUUCAGUAGAUCCUGAAGCCAGAAAUUACUUAUAUAGAGAAUUUCCAGAAAAAUAUAGAUGGAUUAAUUCCACGCGAAAGUGGCGCCGAAGGAAAACCAUGCAGAGAGUAAUUGGUCGAUUGUAUGUAGCUUCGCCUCUGGAUGUUGAAAGGUUUUACCUAAGAAUGUUACUAAACCAAGUCAAAGGGCCCCAAUCAUAUGAUCAUUUAAGGACUGUCAAUGGGAUACCCCACCCUACCUUUAGAGCUGCAGCUGAGUCCUUAGGUCUUAUUGAGAAUGAUGAAAGCAUACGUCAAUGUCUUAGAGAAGCAUGUCAGGUAAGAAUGCCGUCGGCACUGAGACGAUUAUUUGCAACUAUCUUAAUAUAUUGUCAACCAUCUGGAUUACGUGCACUGUGGGAUGAGUUCUUCCCACACUUGGUUGAGAAUUAUCCGUCUUCGACAACGGCAAACAACAAUGAAAUUCUAACUUACAAGCUUCUUAAAGACUGGGAUCGCUUAUUACGACCGCUCAGAAAAACAAUAUCAGACUACAAUGAAUUGCCAACUUUACCAGAAUCUGUGGAAAAUAUUGACGAGUUAUCUGAAGUGAUGGAGGAGUAUUUCUCAGUGCCAGUUCCUACUGAGGAUACCGAGUGCAUGGGUAAGUUGAAUGCUGAUCAACGACAUGCAUAUGACACAGUGAUGAAUGCUAUCACUUUAAAAAAUGGUGGUGCUUUCUUUGUUGAUGGUCCCGGUUGUACUGGAAAAACAUAUCUGUAUCGAGCUAUAUUAGCUACUAUAAAAGGUAGAGGUGAGAUAGCUACCCCAACAGCAACUUCUGGAAUUGCUGCCACAUUGUUGCACCAAGGGAGAACUUCACACUCAACUUUUCAACUACCAUUAAAACCAGAUAGCUCAUCGUCAUGCACCUUUACAAAGGGUUCAAAAACCGACAUUCUUUUAAAACAUUCUUCAGUUAUUAUAUGGGAUGAGGCACCAAUGACACAUAGGUAUCAGUUUGAAGCAGUUGAUCGUUCACUUAAGGAUUUAAUGGGAAAUGACUUGCCAUUUGGGGGAAAAAUAAUUGUGUUUGAUGGGGAUUUCAGGCAAGUUCUACCUGUUGUGAGAAAUGGAACAAGAGCUCAAAUGAUUGAUGCAUCCUUGAUAAGGUCUCCACUAUGGAACCAUAUUUCGGUUCUGCAAUUGAGAGAAAACAUGAUUCUAGACAUGACAAUGGAUUCGCUAAUUUCUUACUCUCUAUUGGAAAUGGCGAUGAACCUACCAUUUCAGAUGAUAUGA